Molecule: messenger RNA, 484 nt
Organism: Gopherus evgoodei (Goodes thornscrub tortoise)
Lineage: Eukaryota; Metazoa; Chordata; Testudines; Testudinidae
Product: uroporphyrinogen-III synthase-like
Exons: 5
Coding region: 221-484 (87 amino acids)
Biological process (GO): uroporphyrinogen III biosynthetic process
Molecular function (GO): uroporphyrinogen-III synthase activity
Source: RefSeq, a predicted model, not a curated record
GGUGGGGAACUCACACCGGCUAUCAACUCCUCUGGCGUUUGUGGCUCCAGAGUCAGGCAAGGCCCAGCCCCUACUUGCAGGCCCAGAGGAGGUGCCAAAGCUUUGCCCUCCCUCUCCCCCAUCACUACCCAACCAGCUGUGGCUGCAUGCGAGAAAUGCUGGCUUAUUGCACCACUGGAAGGUGCUCAAAUACCAUGUGAUGAGCCAUUUUUGGUAAACAAUGAAGGUUCUGUUACUGAAGGACCCCAAAGACAGAGGCUCAGGACCAGAUCCAUAUAUUCAAGAAUUAGAUUUAUAUGGAUUUGAAGCAGCUUUGAUCCCUGUUUUGUCAUUUGAAUUUGUGUCUCUUCAAACUUUCUUUGAAAAGCUCUCUCAUCCAGAUCAUUAUGAGGGUUUAAUUUUUACCAGUCCAAGAGCAGUAGAAGCUGCCAAGUUAGUUUGGGAGAGAAUAGUAAAAAAAGUAAAAAUGAAGGCCAAAUUCUAG